Molecule: messenger RNA, 1605 nt
Organism: Plasmodium vivax (malaria parasite P. vivax)
Lineage: Eukaryota; Apicomplexa; Aconoidasida; Haemosporida; Plasmodiidae
Exons: 2
Coding region: 1-1605 (534 amino acids)
Source: RefSeq, a predicted model, not a curated record
AUGGCACCAGGGCCAGCAAAAGCCGAAAAUGAAGCACCACCUUCCAAAGAUCGGGAUGAUAUACUAAAUCAAUUACCUGUAAAUACGAUAUAUAAUGAAUUCGAGAAUGUCGAUAACAUAAAUAACUAUAGUAAUUUUUGCAAAUUAACACAAACCAUAAAAGAUAAAUAUACGGAUUUUGAGAAAUUUGAGGAUUUAUGUAAAAAAUUUGCUUAUAGCUUAGAUCGUAUAUUUUCAAAUAAGUAUAAAGGAAAAAAUAUGGAACACUGUAUAUUGCUGAAAUACUGGAUUUAUGACGAAAUAAAAAAAAUUUUUAGCGCUGGUGAUAAGUUAAAUGUGCUUUUCCUAACUGAAGAACUUAAAAAAUUGCAAUAUAAUAUUCAAAAGGAAGAAUCAGUUAUAUUUGAUUGUUACGAUGAUUAUAAUGAUUAUAUGAGUAAUUGGGAAGUAGAGAGAAAUUUAUUUGAAUAUUUUAUAAGUUUCCAUAAAAUUAAAAAUAAAAGUAAUUUUUCUACUGAGGAAACAGACAAAUAUAUUAAGUAUGUGAAAUAUAUUAAGACAAUAUACGACGAGAAGAUAAAUAAAGAACAUUGUUGUGAUUUAAAGUAUCGCCACCUUUAUGAUCAUUAUUUUGAUUGUAAUCCAGAGUAUAAUCCCGAUAAUCUCUUGUCAAAGCUUAAUGGUGAAAGCAAAAAACCUAAUAGUGAAGUACAAGCUCGAGAAGCUAAGACAAAAUCUUUAAAACAAACUGGAUCUGGUGAGGAUGAAACCGAAGAAUCAGAUAAAUACGAAAUUGUUAUCCCGAACGUACCAAUAGGAUGGAAUAAACGAAGAUACAAACAGAGAACGGAACUUUAUGAUGUAAAAUGUAUUAUGAAUUAUGCUGAUAGGAAGAACGGAUAUGCAUUAGUAUCGUGUUAUAACACUGGAAAAAAAUAUCCGAAUGCUGAAUAUAUAUUUAGGCCUACAAAAGAAGAGGAUGCAUUUUUUGCCAAAAUUAAGGAAGAAAAAAAAAGAGGUAUGGGUAGGGAAGCAACAAGAGAGGGUUCUCAGGAUUCUGUGCCUUCUAAACCAGGUGUUACGGAAACAUCUGCUGAAGGUCGAAAGAAUGAUGGAAAUUCCGCUACACCUAAACCUAAAAUCCAUGUUGGCAUACCGGAAUAUUUACGAGGAUACAGUUUACUAGGUGAAUAUAUAAAGGAAAGAAGUAAUGACACAUAUGGAAGUUACCAACCAGGUCGUGAAGCAGCAUUUACAUAUUCAGGCUCAGGAAGGAGGUUUAUUCCGGGAGUAAACGAAACACAAGUAGGUUGGACGUAUACUAAACUAGAAAAUGGAAAAGUAAAGUCUGUAGUUGAAGCAGACGUUGAAAAACAUGUAAUUCCUGUAAAUGGAGGAGGCCAAAAUGAAGGCACAACAUCAACUAUUACAGAAUCUCCUUCUACAGAAUGGCUCGAUGGUUCAGAACUCACGGAGGUGAGUAUGUUCAAAACACCUAUGUUCCGCGGUUCUACCUUAGCAGUAUUAUUAGUAGGAAUAGUGUUCGUUUUUUUUAUUUAUUACAAGGUAUACGAUAAUUAUAAAAUGUGUGUAUACAUAAAUUAG